CACUCACAGUUGAGCUGCCAUCUUGAUACGCAGAAAAGUUAAAUAUCUAGCUCUUAUAUCUCGUGUUUCUAUAAAAAAGAAUAAUUAAGGAAAAAUUGUUAUAUUAUAAAAAGUGUCGAGUUUAAAAAUGCCGUUAAAAAAAAUAGAACGAAACGUUCAUACAGAACGUCGUAUAUGGAAAUUUGAAAAUAUAAGUGAAACAUUCGCAAAAGUAGAUCCGGACAAGGAUGAUUUUUCAGAGUGUCCUGUCCAUGAGACUUGUUUCUUUUCAACAAAAUUUCAAGAUCAUGACAUUGACUGGUACGUCAAGUUGAAGUUUCGUCGUAAUGAAUUGAAAGGUGGAAUCGAAAUAUAUUUCGACGCUGUUAAAAAAUUUGAACCUAAGAAUCAUGUCACCUGUAACUUUUACCUGGUCGACGCCGACAAAAAUGAGUUUUUUAUCGGGCGAAAAAAUCGAAAAUAUGAUUCGACUUAUUAUUAUUAUCCUCAAACUAAUAGAGGCAUUUUUUAUAAUCUGGUACAAUUACCAAACACUGAAGAUAAAUUAUUGCCCAAUAAUACCAUGACACUGUUGAUCGAACUCAACAUUUACUUGGAUGAAAAUCCUAUAUUUCCUUUAGAAGAAAUAGAAUAUAAAAUUGAAGCAGUUGUCAAUUUAGAUAAUAUCUCGAAGUUGUAUCCACUUAAAGAUGACGGUGACGUUAAGAUUUAUAUGCAAGGUGUUGAAUUUUCAGUCCAUGAAACUGUUUUAAAAACACGAUGUCCGAAAGCGUAUAAAAUUAUUGCUCGUCAUCAACAAAUGUCUGGCAACAAUGAUAACCAAUUAGUUCUUACGGAUAUCAAGCCAGAGAUAUUUCAAAGAGUUUUAGAAUUUAUCUACACUGGGAAAGUCAAAGACUUGGAUAAUUAUGCAGAAUCUUUGCUAGAAGCUGCUUCGCAAUAUGAAUUAAUAGGACUAAAAUAUAUGUGUGAAUUCUCUCUCGCCGAUAAUUAUCUCACUUAUGAAAAUUCUAAAGAAAUUAAAGAAUUGGCUCUUCGUUGUGGUGCCAGUAAGUUAAGCUUUAACGCAAGUAUGCUAAGAAAUGAUACAACUGUUCCCCUAAUGGAUUAUUCUUGUACACCUAGUGGUACGUUGAUAUGUACAAGACUCAGUGGUAAAAAAAGAGUGUCUAAAAAUUGUUUUAAAAAAGGUAUACCGAAGGGAAUUAGGAUUGUACCAUACUAGAUUGUCUUUGCAUCACUAGAUGCCAAUCCAUUGAUUCAUCUCAGCAAGAUUUUUCUUCAUAAAAUUUAAUAUUUUCCAAACAAAUUCGUUUUUUUGUGCCUUAGUUGAGUUCUGCAUUUUUCCACUUUUGUUAAAAUUUCCAAUAAGAAGUUUAAGGAUUCCCGGGCUGUAAAUAUAACAGACGUCAACUCGGUUGGCCCGGUUUUUAAUUUCGAAACAGAUCUUCUGAUAGUGCAACCAAGGAGACUGGAUAUCCGUGUUGAUCUUCUCCUCUGCGGAUGUCGUCUGCGUUUCAUAAUAUUCGCUGACCUUUGAUACAACUCGUCCUGGGUUAAAGUCGAUGCCAGUUUCAAUGAAAAUUCUUUGUAAAGAGGUUUCAAUUCAUUGAAAGACAUCCCUUCAGGAUCUGUUUAAAAUACAAAAAUGUAUUACUAUUAUUAUUAUGUAAGUACAGUAAUAACUCACCAAUGAUAACAUCUAGAACAUCAUCGACGCUAGUCAGUCCCUUCGGAAGCUCAAUUAUAUCGUGAUGAUGAUAAAUAAAUAAAUGAAACGUUGCUUCAAUUUGUAUUAAUGGAUCUUAUAAUUAAAUCGUUAAUGAGGACAAUCACCUCUUUCGAAAUACUCAAACAGUACAAGAUGUCAUGGCCUUAAUAGAAAAUUAAAAUGUAUAAAUCUGAGUGGCGUACAAAUAUAUUAAUCUAUUUAUAAAUAAAUAAAUAAAUAGAAAUAUAAUUGUAUGUAUUUCUAUUUAUUUUUAUCAAUAUUAUCUAUUAAAAAGUAAUAUAGACUAUUAGCUUGUUUUAAAUAAAUAUAUAUGACAUAUAUAUUUGAAUUCGAUGACUUAAAUAUAUUAACAGAUAAGCAUUCUUGUUUUUUUCUCUAGUAUUUAUGAAAAAUAUUAAGAGUAUUAUAUACAUAUAAUAUAUAAUACAGAUUUGAAAAAGAAUGAAAAUAUUAUAAAAACCAUUGCUGUCAUAUUUUUUUUUAUAAGCAUUGAUUUUUUAUGACAAUUCUAAAGUAUUUUGACUUGAUGUAAUUUUUUCGCACCCCUCAAGCGCGAAAGCUAUAUAAUAUAAACGUUGUUUGUUUAUCAUGAUGUCCUCGAGUAGGAGAAACCUUAAAAAGUCCUGGGAAAAAUUUCUCUUCUGAGUAAUCGACAUCGGGCAGAUACGAGUUGAUUUUUAAUCAAAUCAAUUACAAAAAAAAAAAGCUAAAAACAUGCUCAUGUAAGAAAUAAAAAAAACUCCAGGUGCAAUUUUUUUAUAAUUUAGUUUUGAAUGAAAUCAAUAAAUGAUUAGACGUCGGCUAAUUUCAAAGGCUGCAAUUUACAAAAACCCUAUAACUGAAAAGUUGACAGAUUUCAAAAAAUUAUUUUAUUUUCAAGUAAACAAAUAAAAUAUUUUCAGGAGAUGAUUAAAAAAAAUACAUGUCAAGUGUAAUUAAUUUUAUCGAACAUAAAAUUUACAUUUAUUAUCAUUUAUUUAUCACCUGCUACAAUCUAUUAAUAAAUAUUAUAAUGCUCACUACAGUGACAAUUAUUUACACGUAAUAAUAAUAAUAAUAAUAAUAAUAAUAAUAAUAAUAAUAAUAAUAAUAAAAGACUUAUUCGAGUUUUAUUUUCCAGGCCAUUAUUUUACGUAUUUUAAAUAUCAGCAGAGGAUUUAUAUAAACUACACUCCAUUGUAACAAAUAUUUCAAUCAGUCGUUCUAUUGAAUUAUAUUUAUUUUUUCAUAAUAAAUGAUUAUUAUACACAACUUUACACUUUAAAUAAUCGAAUCUCAAGCAAUUUAUCGUGAGCUUUGUUCGUCCAGUCUUCUCAUCUAAAAAUCUCGUAAUUUUAUUCGUUUAUAAAUUUUAAUAUUCAUUUAUUUAUAUAUAUUUAUAUUUAUAUUAUCUAGUAAUUUUAAAAAUAAAAAAAGUAAUUGCUUAAAUAUAUUUAUCAUAAACUCAUUUCAAACAGUUAAUUCCUUUUAAAAUCUAAGUAUUAGUGAGAUCGAUAAAUUUUUUAUUUAUUAUUUGGUAUUAAGUCAUUUAAUAUUUUUAAUUCCGCCUCUCACGUCGAUUAUUACUUAAGUGUGUUAACUUGUUCUCAUAUGAGGUAAUUGAUUUUGCUCACGUUUAAAAUAAUAAUUAUUAAAAAACCAACAUCAUAUAUUGACUUUCACAUUAAUUUAAACUAUUAAAUAUUAUCUUUUAUUACUAAAUAAUUAUUAUAAACUUCAGUGUCUCAAUAAAAUCGAGUAUUAAUAAUUUAUAUAAUUGUAUAUAUAACAAAUUUUUAUUUCAAUUUAUUAAUUGGCUUGUUUAUUUUAUUUAUUUUUCGUAGUUGGUAUUUUUAAAUUUCAAAAUUUUUACAACGGAGUUUCUUUGCGUGCUUCAGCUUUCCAUUGGAAUCCAUUGACUCGUGUAGUGAUGGGUUUAUUUCUGUUAGUCGCGUUUUCAAAUCCAUUCCGUACACCCGCGACAAGUCGCAUCGCUGGAUUCGACACCAAACCAUUGCGUUUGGGUUUUGGAUUCGGGCUGUAAAAUAAAAACAACAAACUUUUAUAUAUUUUACAUUAAUUAAUAUAUCAUACUUAUGACUA
Microplitis mediator is the source of this 3814-nucleotide messenger RNA. RefSeq names its product speckle-type POZ protein-like A. Gene Ontology annotation, cellular component: cytoplasm; nucleus. Gene Ontology annotation, molecular function: ubiquitin protein ligase binding. Gene Ontology annotation, biological process: proteasome-mediated ubiquitin-dependent protein catabolic process; regulation of proteolysis. The record is from RefSeq and is a predicted model, not a curated record. NCBI's taxonomy places the organism in Eukaryota, Metazoa, Arthropoda, Insecta, Hymenoptera, Braconidae. The transcript has 2 exons. The coding region runs from base 128 to 1225 and encodes 365 amino acids.